CUCAAACUAUUAUUUGGUGGUCGGUUAUUUAGGAUUCCUAGAAUCUAAAGAAAGUAAAAUUGAAAAAAUAAAAUUGAAAGUUUUUACAUUUAUAAUAAUUGAAUAAAUAUUUAUUUAAAAAAUCAAAUAAAAAUGAAAGUAUUUUGUUUCCUAAUUUUAUCACUUAUCGCUAUUGUCUACGCUGAAGACAAAUACACAACUAAAUAUGAUAAUGUUAAUUUAGAAGAUAUCUUAUCCAGUGAUCGAUUAUUACGUAAUUAUGUGAAAUGUUUGAAAGGUACAGGAAAAUGUACACCCGAUGGUGCAGAAUUGAAACGUUUAUUACCAGAAGCAUUAGAAACAGAAUGCGCCAAAUGUUCUGAAAAGCAACGAGAAGGUUCACACAAAGUCAUCAGUCAUUUAAUUAACAAAAAACCACAAUUAUGGAAAGAAUUAGAAGAAAAAUACGAUCCAACUGGAAAAUUCCGAGUAAAAUAUGAAAAAGAAUAUCGUUCAUUACAAUCAUAAGAAUAAUUUUAAUGUUAAAAGACUUUUAUUUUAAAUAUUUUUGUUAUUAUUGUAAAAUUUCAUAAAAGAAAAGAAAACUUGAGAUAUCAUACUUGAUCCCUAUAUAAGAAUAAAGGUAAUGAUUUUGUUAAAAACAUUUGAGCAACAAAAAUUUACUAUGUAAUGUACACAUAACCUGUACCUGUAAUAAGAAUAAUAAUAUAUUUUUAAUUGAAAAAGUG
Messenger RNA from Chrysoperla carnea, 728 nucleotides. RefSeq names its product ejaculatory bulb-specific protein 3-like. Bases 133 to 507 code for a protein of 124 amino acids. The transcript has 2 exons. The record is from RefSeq and is a predicted model, not a curated record. NCBI's taxonomy places the organism in Eukaryota, Metazoa, Arthropoda, Insecta, Neuroptera, Chrysopidae.